Molecule: messenger RNA, 1329 nt
Organism: Symbiodinium sp. CCMP2592
Lineage: Eukaryota; Dinophyceae; Suessiales; Symbiodiniaceae
Source: the annotation of a GenBank genome assembly
AUGCCAGCGGCAAUGUUGAACAGGCUAACCCCGAGCAAGCCACCUUCAGGUCCAGCGAAGGUGACGCUUCCGAAUCACUUGACCGUUCUCAGCACAGGGCAUCACGCAUCAUAUCCAGUUGCCAUCUCAGCAAUGUGGCGGGCACUCCUUCCAGAGUACGAGAUUCAGAUUCAGGAUCAUUCCUUUGACGACCGCUACUGCCAGCUUCACGGCACGUGUUCUGCAGACAGUCGUUUUGCGUGGCUUGGUGAACACCUCAGAGGAACACUUGUUCGAACCUGCGGCGGACAUUAUCUGAAAGGCUUUGAGGACAUAGAAUCUCUGGCAGAGCACUUCUUCGAGCUUGUCGUCAAAGACCCUACGACAUCGCAGGUGGAUUUGCUUCUCUGUACGCACCCUCCCUACUCAUGCCGCCUUUUUUGGCCUUUCGUUCAGCGUCUUGGCUGGCCCUUGCUGGGAUUCUUCGGCGGCACUCUGGAGGCACAUGUUCCAGAAGAGGGAAUGACUGCAUGGCUGCAAGAUUUUCAGGCUAUGGCAGAGGACGCCCGCGUCCAGUUCGCUGCAAUUGCUCCUUUCCUCGCAGAAAAGAUGCGCUUCCAGUCUGGGGUUGACAUUCCAGCUUCUCGUGGAUUCGGCUUCCAUGUCAUCGAGCAGGGCGGCAGCUACUUCCCAAGGAGGUGGGAUGAAGUGCUGCUGUGGAAGGGCAGCAGUGAAUGCGCUGACAAUGAGGAGGCUUUCAAUGAUGCCAUCAGCGCAGUCUCCAAGUCGGUAUCGGAAGGCAGCAGCUCGGAUGUUCUCUUGCGCUUCAUGCACCUUCGGGAGCUUCGAGAAAGUGUCGAGGGUGCGUCGUACUCCAGCAUCACCUCUUUUCGGGCGGUCGUGUUCGUUCCCUACGAGGUGCUGUUGAUGACCUUCUACGAACUCUACCAUGCCGCGAUUCCGCUCUUCAUUCCCGCGAAGGAGAUUGGUGUCUUCUUCAUGUAUCGAGGUCCCGUGACAUUUCCGCAUUGUGACCAAGUACUGUCCCAGACAGAUGAGACAGGUCAGAUGCGCAGCACUACAAGACAGAUGCCACCCUACUCGCCGUUUAACCGGCAAAAUGUGGAGGCGAGGCUGUCAUGGCUGGAGGCAUAUACCGACUGGUACCGGUGGCCACACAACCAGCAAUACUCCUCGGUGGCUGACUUGGUGUGGAAGCUCUAUGAGACUGAUCUGCAGGCUGUCAGCGCAGCAAUGCGCUCGGAGACCGCAAGAGCCAUGGUAGGCGCAAGUGCGUUUUGGAAGGCCGCCUUCGAAAAGGUUCUCGCAGCAAGUCGUGGUGGUUUCUGA